AUGACAAGACCCGAGAUUAUUCGUGCCGACACGAUCGACCUCCAAGGCCGCGGCGCGCACUCUACUCAAGCCUACCAUAGCUCGACAUAUAACCACGGACCCCUGGCUCCGCACCAGGCUGAGACCCUUCGUGAAGUUGCAGCAGAGGCGGCUGAGGAAGCGAUUCAUAGCCCCCGAGUCUCUUGGUCCGGAGGCGAGGCUGGUGGCCUCCAUCACUACGCACACGAUCACGAAACCGGCGUUGGCCAGGCUCACGACAACCUACAAAAUCAACUCUAUAACGGCGGUGGAAACAACAUGGCUUCGCGCUCGCACCAGGAUGCCUUGGCCAUUGCGCAGAAUGGCGGGCAUUCCGACAUUGAUGAUGGGGACCUCGACGGCGAUAACGAGAUUGAUGACGACGAUGAUGGAAUGGACAAGAUCUCCAGCUCGCCUUCGAUAGAAGACGGUGGGUCCUCCUUUACUCUUCCACUCUUGCCGCCACACAGUUGCGACGGUCUUACCCUCCCACGAGGCUCACCCGAAAGUUCGUUGGCUUCGUCUCCAGUCAGCGACCCGAGGUCUUCUUCUCCGUACCUCAACCGUCCUGACUACUUAUCUCCUGGUCGUGCGACCCAAGCCAUAGGCGAGAGCUCCCCCAGCACCCUUCGUCGCCAUCAUCAUCAUGAGGGUAAGUAUGGGAACUUCGACCUAACGGGUGGUCCGACCCCAGGAGCCGAAGCGUACGCCUUUUUAGAGGAGGAGAUGCGUAACUCCCGCUGGUUGCUUUCGGAAUACUCGUCUAGGCUGAAUGGCAGCAAAUUCAGCGCCGUUGCGUCAACGGAGAAUACGUCAGGAGCGGCAGCAAUUCGAACGUCAGUGAAAGGUUCAGGGUCGGAAAGCGACAGUCCUAGGUUGACGGUACCAUACGAGUCCGACACAGAUGAUGAUGGCGACUUUUCACGCGUUCACGAUGCAGACUUCCUCGAAUCGGGCUGGGGUGGAGAGUGCUUACAAGAUACAGAGGACAUCGAUUUCGAGUUUGUUUACGCCCUCCACACCUUUGUCGCUACUGUCGAAGGGCAAGCCAACGCGACAAAAGGCGACACCAUGGUUUUGCUCGACGACAGCAACAGCUACUGGUGGCUAGUGCGCGUCGUGAAAGACAGCAGCAUCGGCUACCUGCCCGCCGAACAUAUCGAGACGCCAACAGAGAGAUUGGCACGUUUGAACAAACACCGAAACAUUGACCUAUCCGCCACUAUGCUUGGGGAUCAAGCUGACAAGCCUCGAAACGCCAUAAUGUCUGCGAUGAAACGAACGAAGCGAAAGACCGUCCAGUUCGCUGCUCCUACAUACGUUGAUUACUCUGAUAUUGAUUACUCUACGGAAGAAGAAGAUCUAGACGCAGAAUAUUUCGGUCAGCAGCAACAGGCACAGAAAACGCAGCAGUCGAAUGUUCAGCAAAUAGAACCUGACACGGACCCCGAGGACGAGACAGCAAAGGUUGAACCUCUAAAGCCCAGGCCACUACAAACGAAAACGGGUGAAGACAGCGCAGGUCGAUCUGGGAUUCGAAACAGCGAAGAAAUCUUCGAGUCGAAACCGAGCGAAGGACCUAAGAAGUCCAGCGACGGAAAUGUCCGGGACUCCUUCUUCAAGGACGAUGUUGAAACCAAGAAGAUCACCCUUACUCCUAAUCUUCUCCGCGACGAUUCCGCCACGAGGACGUCCAGUGAUUCAGUCCAGUCGAAGCAGCGUCCAAGCUUGGAUAAGCUCGAGAAAGACAGCCCGACCAGCAAAGAUGACAAGAAAAGGAAGGAGAAGGAGAACUCAAAGAAGCCUAGUGCAAUUCGAAGCUUCUUCUCCCGAAAAGACAAGAGGAAAGGACAGGAAGAUGAUGAGACCCACGGAAAGUCGCCCCAGGAUGCCGACGGCCACGAAAGGGAACAUGAGGAGGACGAGCGGAAUAUUCUGUCAUCGCCGGAGAGUGCACCAGCCCCGCAACGAAAUCCAAGCAAGUUGCAAAAGUCACAACCCACCAACGCGAAGCCCAUUGCUGGAAUACUCAAGGAUACCAGUAUGGAUGCGUCAAACUACAUGUCUGCUGGAAGGAUCAACAAUGUCUCAAACACUCCUCCUUCUACAAUGCGCCUGGUCGAACCGGAACCAAACGAUAUGACAGAAGGAAGCCCGCAAGAGCAAAGAGGGAAUAGGGAACAGUCACCAGAAUCUUCCAGGAAGCAAGAGAGCGUGGGUCAAUCUCGGGAUGCCGGGGCUCAGCAGCUUACCCAACCUCAACCCCGCUCAGAGAUGGAUUUCGAUUCUGAUGAAGAUGACAACACGGGUCCUGCACAAGAGCUACCAGCAACAGCCCAAGAACCCCAGAGGCAGCAAGAGCGGUCUGCACCAGCUUCUCGCAACCCUUUCGCUACCGCACAGCCUGCGGCUUCUAGUGUGGCGCCGUCACAUCAGCAGCACGCUGAGCGCUUGUCCGAGUCUCCUGUACAUGUUUCACCUGUUCAAGCUGAUCACCGGACUUCGCCGACACCUCCUCUGAUGGCUGACUCAUCCAGCCAAGAGGAUCGAUCCUCAGAACGACUUACGCCGUCACCGGAAUUGGUUGAGCAUGAAGAUGAUGGAGCGGAUGAUAAGGACAUUGCUCCUCCUUCACCAGUUUCGGCUAGUACGCCCACCUGGAAUGAUGCCAGUCUUCGUGCCUUCUUCGACUCGGGAUCUGAGAUUCGGGAUAUGCUUGUUGUGGUCUAUGACAAGUCGGAUAUUGAACCUGUUGGGCCAGAUCACCCAAUUGCCGGCUCCUUGUUCAAAGAGCAGAAUGCCAAGUUGGCGGAAAUCACGACGCAACUUGACAAUAUGCUCGGUGACUGGCUGGCUCGCAAGCAGAGGUUGAGGGGCGCUGUUUGA
Neurospora tetraspora is the source of this 2904-nucleotide messenger RNA. RefSeq lists its product as uncharacterized. Gene Ontology annotation, molecular function: protein binding. The transcript is spliced from 6 exons. Gene Ontology annotation, cellular component: microtubule cytoskeleton; cell tip. The record is from RefSeq and is a predicted model, not a curated record. The coding region runs from base 1 to 2904 and encodes 967 amino acids. Lineage: Eukaryota; Fungi; Ascomycota; Sordariomycetes; Sordariales; Sordariaceae. Gene Ontology annotation, biological process: establishment or maintenance of actin cytoskeleton polarity; intracellular protein localization.